AAAAGCGAGGGGCGCAGUCCGAGCCGCACGCACUCUGACUGAGGCUCGGCGUAGGCAUCGCACACACAGACAGUAAUCAUGUCCAGUGGAGAUAAGUCCAAGACUUCUUCCCAGACUGACGGGAAGGCUGCUCAGGGCAAGAAGUCUGAGAUGGGAAUGAUGUCCUACAAGAUGUACGUGUUCGACCAGGAGAACUUCCAGGGUCGCAUGAUCGAGAUCAGCAACGAGUGCAUGAAUGUGUGUGAGAUGGGCAUGGACCGCGUGCGUUCCCUGCGUGUUGAGUGUGGACCCUUCGUGGGCUUCGAGCAGAUGAACUUCUGCGGUGAGAUGUACAUCCUGGAGAAGGGAGAGUACCCUCGCUGGGACUCCUGGAGCAACUGCCAGAGGAAUGACUACCUGCUGUCCUUCAGGCCCGUCAGAAUGGACCCUGAGAAGCACAAGAUCUGCCUGUAUGAGGUGGGAGAGUUCAAGGGACGCAAGAUGGAGAUCAUGGACGAUGACGUUCCCAGCAUGUUCUCCUACGGCUUCACCGACAGAGUGGGCAGCAUCAUGGUCAGCUGUGGAACCUGGGUGGGAUACCAGUUCCCCGGAUACCGUGGCAGCCAGUACCUGCUGGAGAAGGGCGACUACAGGCACUUCAACGAGUACGGCGCCCGUCAUCCUCAGUUCCAGUCUGUGAGGCGUAUCCGUGACAUGCAGUGGCACCAACAGGGCUGCUACACCAUGGCCAGCAAGUGAGGUUCAGGGAAGGAGAGAAAGAGAAAGAGUGGAAAUGAGGGAGAGGGGCGGAGGAAGAGGGAGAGGGGUAGAGAUGUCUGAGGCCUUUACCUCAGUAGCUUAAAAAAAGGUCUAUGAUCUGAUGCAGUGAGAGGAAGGGUGAGGAUGUGUAUCGGCCCCCUAAUCGGAGACAACACCUCAGUGGAAGGACCGGCUGGACCACAAAAGCCACCCUCCUUUCCUCUCUGUCUUUACUUUUCUCUUUCUCCCCUGUGGGCUGAGCUUGAGCUUUGCUUUCCCCCCUUUCUCCCUUUUUUUAAGUCUCUCACUUCAUUCCCCUCCUCAUUCCCCUGACACCAAAGAGCACCAUGCCUCUUGCUUCUUUUACACCCACGAUUCUGGGCUCCGGGUAUGAUGCACCAUGGGAAACUGAGUUCCUAGAGCCCCUUGCCCCUGUCUUCUUGCCCCUGUGCACUGCACGCCCCUCUCUGCUGUACAGAAUACUGGCCAAGUUUUCAAUAAAAAGGAAAAUUUUGAUUUCAAA
Messenger RNA from Mugil cephalus (flathead mullet), 1261 nucleotides. Its product is annotated as beta-crystallin B1-like. The record is from RefSeq and is a predicted model, not a curated record. Gene Ontology annotation, biological process: lens development in camera-type eye; visual perception. The coding region runs from base 79 to 738 and encodes 219 amino acids. NCBI's taxonomy places the organism in Eukaryota, Metazoa, Chordata, Actinopteri, Mugiliformes, Mugilidae. The transcript has 6 exons. Gene Ontology annotation, molecular function: structural constituent of eye lens.